GGAAAAUUGUUCUAGUGGACCCACAUCCGGUGCCAGGGGCCGGAAGUUGUGGCCCGGAGGAGUCAGCCGGGGGCUUGCGGGCUGGAAGUGCGGCGGCGACCCGCAACCAUGGGCGGGAAGAACAAGCAGCGGACUAAGGGGAACCUGAGGCCUUCAAACAGUGGCCGAGCUGCAGAACUACUUGCCAAAGAAAAGGGAACCGUGCCUGGAUUUAUUGGUUUUGGAACAUCUCAGAGUGACCUUGGCUAUGUCCCUGCUAUUCAAGGAGCUGAAGAAAUAGAUAGCCUUGUAGAUUCCGAUUUCCGAAUGGUGCUGCGGAAACUUUCUAAGAAAGAUGUCACAACAAAAUUAAAAGCUAUGCAGGAAUUUGGAACCAUGUGUACUGAGAGAGACACAGAAAUUGUCAAAGGAGUUCUUCCCUACUGGCCAAGAAUUUUCUGCAAAAUUUCACUUGAUCAUGACCGCCGUGUUCGAGAAGCCACACAGCAAGCUUUUGAAAAACUUAUCCUGAAAGUAAAGAAACAGUUGGCUCCGUAUUUAAAAAGUGUAAUGGGUUACUGGCUAAUGGCUCAGUGUGAUACUUAUACACCAGCUGCUUCUGCUGCAAAAGAUGCCUUUGAAGCCGCCUUCCCGCCAAGCAAGCAGCCUGAGGCCAUAGCAUUUUGUAAGGAUGAAAUUGCAAGUGUGCUGCAGGAUCAUCUUCUAAAAGAAACGCCAGACACACUCAGUGACCCACAAACUGUUCCAGAAGAAGAAAGAGAUGCUAAAUUCUAUCGAGUUGUAACUUGUUCCUUAUUGGCAUUAAAGAAGUUGCUUUGUCUCUUACCUGAUACUGAACUCGAGUCAUUGGAAGAGAAAUUUAAGAAUCUUUUAUCACAUAAUAAGUUUUGGAAGUAUGGAAAACACAGUAUACCUCAGAUCCGCUCAGCUUACUUUGAGUUAGUUUCUGCUUUGUGUCAGCGUAUCCCACAUCUGAUGAGGGCUGAAGCACCCAAAGUGAGCCCAUCAGUUCUGCUUAGCAUUGAUGACAGUGACCCCACUGUGUGCCCCGCUCUCUGGGAAGCUGUGCUGUAUACACUGACAACUAUUGAGGAUUGCUGGCUUCAUGUGAAUGCAAAAAAAAGUGUGUUUCCCAAGCUGUCAGCUGUAGUUCGUGAAGGUGGUCGGGGCCUGGCAACUAUCAUAUAUCCUUACCUUCUGCCUUUUAUCAGCAAGCUCCCUCAGUCCAUUACAGAUCCAAAGUUGGAUUUCUUCAAAAAUUUUCUCACCUCUCUAGUUACAGGGCUAUCAACAGAGAGAACCAAAACCAGCCUUUCCGAGAGCUCAGCAGUGAUCUCUGCUUUUUUUGAAUGCUUACGUUUUAUAAUGCAACAAAACCUAGGGGAGGAAGACAUUGAAGAGAUGCUCCUCAAUGAUCAGUUGAUUCCUUUUGUUGAUUCAGUUCUUGACGAUCCAAAAUUGCAAGAUGGAGAGCUAUUUAAUCAUCUGGCAGAAACUUUAAAUUCAUGGGAAACCAAAGCAGAUGUGGAAAAAGAUGGUAAAACAGCUCACAGCCUGGAGAAAGUGCUGCUGAAGUUCUGGGAAAGACUGUCAGACAUCUGUGUUGAGAAAAUCAGUGAGCCAGAUGCUGACGCGAACUCUGUUCUGGGUGUAUCUAACCUCCUGCAGGUCCUUCAGAAGCCAAAGAGCGCAUUGAAGUCCAGUAAAAAAAAAGUUGGCAAGGUUAGAUUUGCUGAUGAGUUGCCUGAAAAUAAGAAAGAGAAUGAAAAAUGGGCAUCCUCAGAAGGAGAGAACAGUGUAAGCUCUGAAUUUACUCAAAAUUGUUCAGAUCUAAUUUCUCCGCUCAGGAAAAAGCCUUUGGAAGAAUUAGUCUGUAAGCUGGCAGGGAUGAGUAUUAAUUAUGUCAAUGAACACAAGUCAGAGCAACAUCUAAGGUUCCUUUCCACUUUGCUGAACUCUUUCUCUUCCACCCAAGUAUUUAAAGUGCUGCUAGGUGAUGAAAAGCAGAAUGUUGUCAACACCAAGCCUCUUGAAAUAGCCAGCCUUGCACAGAGGAAUCCUGCGGUGCAGUUUUUAUAUCAGAAACUAAUUGGUUGGCUAAAUGAAGAUCCAAGGCAGGAUGCAGAUUUCCUGGUGGACAUUUUAUACAGUGCCCUCCGUUGCUGUGACAGUGAUAUGGAAAGAAAAGAUGUCUUGGAUGAUCUAACCGAGGUGGAACUGAAAUGGAAAUCUCUUUUUCAAGUUAUUGAAAAGGCAUGUUCUAGUUCAGAGAAACAUGCUUUAGUAACUCCUUGGCUAAAAGGAGAGCUCCUUGGAGAGAAGUUGGUAACCUUGACUCAUCAUCUUUGCAAUAAGAAUGUGGAAUCGGCUGUACCUUCUGCACCUUACUUUUCUGAAAGAUGGGCUCUUCUAAGCUUAGUAUUGUUCCAACGUAUCAAAAAUGAUUACUUGAUUGGAGAAGUAUAUGUUGAAAGAAUUAUUGUUAAGCUUCAUGAAACAUUAUCUCAAGCAAAGAAAUUGACAGAAGCUGAAAAUAAGGACUCACCAGUGUCUUUUAUCUGUGAUGUGAUCUAUAACUAUUUCAGUUCAGCAAAAGGGUGCUUGCUAAUGGCAUCAUCUGAAGAUUUAUUAUUAACUCUCUUUCAGUUAUGUGCUGAGAGUAAAGAACAAACACAUUUACCAGAUUUCCUUAUCUCUAAGCUGAAGAAUACUUGGAUCUCAGGUGUGAGUGUAUUGGUCCAUCAGUCUGGCAGUGCCUAUAAGCAAAGUACCUUCCUACGUUUGUCUGCUCUGUGGCUGAAGAACCAAGUUCAGUCUUUGUCUUUGGAUAUCAAGAGUCUUCAGGUUCUUUUGUCUGCUGUAGAGGAUCUGCUAAAUACUUUUCUAGAGAGUGAAGACACUUCUCUUCCCAGAAUGUAUAUUGCAAGUGUAAUGCCGAGCAGCAGUGAAUGGGAAAAGAUGAGACAGUCUCUUCCUAUGCAGUGCUUGUAUAGGCCUCUUAUAGAAGGAAGAUUGAGUUUGAAUUAUGAGUGUUUUAAAACAGAUUCUGCAGAACAAGAUGCAAAGAAACUUCCUACCCAUUUGUGUACUUCAGCAUUAUUGAGCAAAAUGAUACUGGUUGCGCUGAAAAAGGACCUAGUCCUAGAGAAUAAUGAACUUGAGGAAAUAAUUGCAGAGCUGCUCUACUCACUUCAGUGGUAUGAAGAAUUAGACAACCCACCAGAUUUUCUAACUGGAUUUUGUGAAAUGCUUCAAAAAAUGAACAUCACAUAUGAUAACUUAUGUCGACUUGGCAAUACUUCAGGUCUUUUACAGUUGCUAUUCAGCAGAUCCAUGGAAAAUGGAACCCUUUGGUCUCUUAUUAUAGCUAAAUUGAUCCUGACCCGGAGUAUUUCUUCUGAUGAAGUAAAACAGUAUUAUAGGAGAAAAGAAAGUUUUUUUCCACUGACAGAAGGUAAUAUGCAUACUAUCCAAAGUCUUUGUCCAUUUUUAUCAAAAGAAGAUAGGAAAGAAUUCAUUGCUCAAUGUAUACCUGCCCUUCUGGUCUGGACUAAGGAAGAUCUUUGGAGUACUAAUGGAGGUUUUGGUCAUCUUGCCAUUUUCAAUUCAUGUCUGAAGACCAGAAGUAUAGAUGAUGGAGAGCUCUUACAUGGCAUAUUAAAAAUUUUGAUAUGCUGGAAGAAAGAUCAUGAAGAUAUUUUCCUUUUCAGUUGUAAUUUGUCAGAGGUGAGCCCAGAGAUACUGGGUGUAAAUAUAGAAAUUAUGCGCUUCCUUUCCCUCUUUCUGAAAUACUGCUCAUCUCCUUUGGCAGAGAGCGAAUGGGACUUCAUCAUGUGCUCCAUGCUGGCGUGGCUGGAGACGACAAAUGAAAACCAAGAAUUGUAUUCAGUUCCACUUGUACAACUGUUUGCCUGUGUCAGCUGUGACUUGGCCUGCGAGCUCAGUGCAUUUUUUGAUUCCACAACUGCAGACACCAUUGGCAGUCUUCCUGCAAAUCUAAUCAGUGAAUGGAAAGAAUUUUUUUCCCAAGGCAUCCACAGUUUGCUUUUACCUCUUUUGGUGACUGUUACAGAAAGCAAAGAUACAUCUGAAACUUCCGUUCAGAACGCAAUGCUGAAGCCCAUGUGUGAAACGUUAACAUAUAUCCCAAAGGAUCAGCUGUUGAACCACAAACUCCCGGCAAAACUGACUGCUAACCAAAAAACAAACUUGCCUGAAUACCUUCAGACUCUGUUAAAUAUAUUGACCCCAUUGCUUCUCUUCAGAGCUCGGCCUGUGCAAAUAGCUGCUUAUCAUAUGCUGUACAAAUUAAUGCCUGAGCUACCACAGUAUGAUCAGGACAAUUUGAAGUCCUAUGGAGAUGAAGAAGAAGAACCAGCCCUGUCUCCACCCACGGUGCUGAUGUCUCUUCUUAGCACUCAAGAGGACUUACUAGAAAAUGUUUUGGGGUGCAUUCCUGUUGGACAGAUAGUUACUAUUAAGCCACUGAGUGAAGAAUUCUGUUAUGUGCUGGGAUACCUACUCACUUGGAAAUUAAUCCUGACUUUUUUCAAAGCUGCUUCAUCUCAGCUGCGGGCUCUGUAUUCAAUGCACCUUCGAAAAACAAAGAGUUUGAAUAAAUUGCUUUAUCACCUCUUCAGGCUUAUGCCAGAAAAUCCAACGUAUGCAGACACAACUACUGAGCUCUCAAACAAGGAGCCUAAAACAUUCUUUACGGAAGAGCUCCACUUGAGGAUUAGAGAAACAGCAACUCUUCCACACCAUAUUCCGCACUUGGCAUGCUCAGUCUAUCACAUGACAUUAAAAGACUUGCCUGCCAUGGUUAGGCUAUGGUGGAACAGUAGCGAGAAGCGUGUGUUCAAUAUUGUAGAUCGAUUUACAAGCAAGUAUGUCAGCAAUGUCCUUUCUUUUCAAGAAAUAUCUUCUGUACAAACAAGCACGCAGCUGUUUAAUGGCAUGACGGUUAGUAUUGUCUUGAUUUUUUUUUCCCCCUAGUAAAAAUUUGCUUGAAUACUGGUUUAUGUCCUUUGUAGGUGGUUUCAUCACAGUUGUAGCUUUUGUUGGUCCAGCAUUGACCAGGAAUUCUCUUACUUUAUUUGAACUCUUAUGUAUCAAGUCUUAAUGCAUAGGUUUAAACAAAAAUACUAAUUAAUUUAUUUGUUCAGUUUUUGAACAUCCACUAGCUUACUUAUUUACUGUGAGAGUCACAUGGGAAAUGAACAAUAGGGCUGGAUUCCUCUUCUCUAAUAACAUACAGUCUAACAAAGGGAAGAGAGUGGUACUGGUGGUUAUCUUUGUAGUGGAAACUGGAAAGUGGCAGAUUAUGAAGAGUGCUGUGUAGUUCACUGGCCAUAGAGGUGUUCACACAGGAAAGGUUCACCUGACUGAGGAGUUAGGUGAGAGGUUAUAGAAGAUUACUUUGGCAGACAGGAUUUAAAAAAAAAAAAAAUUAUUUAUAAAUGGAAACACUGACAAAACCAUAGGAUAAGAGGGGUACAAUUCUACACAGUUCCCACCACCAGAACUCCAUAUCCCAUCACUUCCCCUGAUAACUUUCCUAUUCUCUAACCCCCUGGUGUAUGGACCCAGGGUCAUUAUGGGGUGCAGAAGGUAGAAGGUCUGACUUCUGUAAUUGCUUCCCCGCUGAACAUGGGUGUUGGCAGGUCUCUGAUCCAUAUUCCCAGCCUUAUUUAUUUAUUUAUUUUUAAAUUUCUUUUUAAAAAUAUUUAUUCCCUUUUGCUGCCCUUUUUA
Messenger RNA from Erinaceus europaeus (western European hedgehog), 5751 nucleotides. It is a transcript of the gene LTN1, whose product is annotated as listerin E3 ubiquitin protein ligase 1. Gene Ontology annotation, biological process: rescue of stalled cytosolic ribosome; ribosome-associated ubiquitin-dependent protein catabolic process. The record is from RefSeq and is a predicted model, not a curated record. Gene Ontology annotation, molecular function: ubiquitin protein ligase activity; ribosomal large subunit binding. Bases 109 to 4995 code for a protein of 1628 amino acids. The transcript is spliced from 27 exons. Lineage: Eukaryota; Metazoa; Chordata; Mammalia; Eulipotyphla; Erinaceidae. Gene Ontology annotation, cellular component: RQC complex; cytosol.